Molecule: messenger RNA, 9324 nt
Organism: Pristis pectinata (smalltooth sawfish)
Lineage: Eukaryota; Metazoa; Chordata; Chondrichthyes; Rhinopristiformes; Pristidae
Product: piezo-type mechanosensitive ion channel component 2
Exons: 53
Source: RefSeq, a predicted model, not a curated record
GGACAUCAGCGGCUGAAACUCACUCGCAACUGCCGGGAAACCGCUCAGCCUGGGCGCAGCGGGGACUCGGGCGGCGAAGGGGAAGCGAAGGUGGGCGGGGGAUCACCUGGAGCUGUGGUGGAGCCUGCAAAACAGACCCCGCCAAUACACUGCCGCUCCCCAUAACAUGUCUCUCCUCCGGCGAUGGCAGCUCACCUUCCCUGCGGUCUAAUAUUUAGGCUCCUGCUCCCUCUCUGUCUCCUGACAGCUAUUUCUUUCCGAUACAAUGGGUUCUCAGUCGUCUAUCUCAUCUUUCUCCUUCUCUUGCCACUGUUCUCUGAACCUACCACCAUCACAAUUCAAGGGCACACUGGGCGUCUACUCAAAACCUUGUGUUCCACAGCUUCACCUUCCUGCUGCUCCAGAUGGGAUUUCAAGCAUAUUCUAUUACGUACAGAACAACGGGACCACUUGGGAGAGAGCCCUCCAGCAGCUAGGAAUAGUCAGGUUGGGUGAAGCUGGUGUUGGAAAUGGGAUUCGCCUGGUUUUCCCGGAUAUUGGAAUGUUGAUUGGGAGCUUGGCUGCUUUAAUCGUGUGUAGGAAAUUGUUGGUUGUUCCCAGGAUGGAUGGUGGAGUCCCAGAUCGUGUUUGGGACGUGAGUCAGACUGGGAGUGAGGAAGAGGUGGAAGGCACAGAGUCUGAAGAAGACACGAGCUCCGAGUCAGAAUCUAUGGAGGGUGAAGAGGAGGAGGAAGAAACAUUGGCAGAAGAUAAAGCAGGAAGCAAACAAACAUUCACUCGGAGACUGGCUUUAUUAGUGAUGGGGAUUAAGGAGAUGAUCGGAGAUCUGAUAAUUACAGCAGGGAAAGCUGUUGUUACUGUUCUAUUAUGUUUUGCAGGUAUCGUACACCCGUCUCUCAUCUCCGCCGUCUACUUCUUCACCUUCCUGGGCUUGUGCUCCUGGUGGGCCUGUGCUCGAGCCUACAGCCUCUUCCUCUUCAAACGCUUGUGCCUGCUGGUGCUGAUCUUCAGUGGUGGGCACCUGGCCCUGAUCUACCUCUACCAGCUGCCGCUCUUCCAGGGGCUGUUUCCACCCAACAACAUUUGGAUGAGGUUGUCUGGAUUGACUGCGGUGAUUCACACCAAUGUAUCGGAACCAUGGCAACUAAUGACCCACCAAGGGCUUCGCUGGCCCGUCGUUCUGAAUCCCAUUGUGCUCCUCAUUCUGUACUUCACCAUCGCAACUUUAACUCGACAGCUUCUCCUCAGCAAUGAGUCAGGGGCUGGAUGUCCAAGGGUGGAAAUCAGCUCUGUGGAAAACCAGACGGAAGAUAUUGAUGCUGAAGCAAACUUACAGAUGGUUGAAAGUGACAGCAAAAAGCAGCCAUUGAGUUAUCCAGGAAGUGGCCAGACAGUGGACUUGGCUGUUCCCUUCUAUAUACCACAAGAGAACAAUAACUGUCUGCCAGUCCAGAUGUACCGCUCCCCAGAGUAUACUCCUUGUUCCUCUGGCUCUGAUGCAUGCCAAGAGAUGGAAAUGCCAGAGGAUAACGCUGGGAAACCACCCAGCAGCCUGUCCGUCAUUGGCCACUUGGUCAUGCAGCAGAGCUACACCUGUGCGCUCAUCUUCAUGAUGGUCUGGAGCAUCACUUACAACAGCUGGCUGACCUUUGCCCUGCUGAUCUGGUCCUGCGUGAUCUGGAUGGUGCGGGAUCGCCAGCGCUGGACGAAGCGGAGCGCUCCUGUUCUGGUGGUCUAUGGGAAUCUGCUGGUCGCCCAGCAGUUCUUUGUGGGCCUGCAGCUCACCAAGGACGAGCUCUUCCCUGGAGUGUCUGAUGACGUCCUCGUUGACUUCGACCUGAAGAACUCAAACGCACCGUGUGUGCACCUGGCUGCCAAGAUCUUCUACACUUUCACCUUCUGGUUCCUGCUGCGUCAGCACUUGAUCGAGAAAGAGGGAGUGAGUAAAAGGACCCAGGGGUCGCUCAGUGAGGUCAGAGUUCAGGGAACAGAAGGUGCACAGAAGGAUGGAACACUGAUGACAAUGAUUGGCUGUUUUGUUAAGGGAAUGCUGAUAAAAUACUGGAUCUAUUUCUGCACAGCCAUGUUCUUCAUCGUUAGCUUCACCGGUAGAGUCGUGGUCUACAAGAUUCUCUACAUCAAGCUGUUUCUUUUCUGCGUGGCUUUGUAUCAGAUACAUUAUGGCUGGUGGCGCCAGAUCCUGAGGUACUUCUGGAUCGCUGUUGUGUCUUACUCAAUGGUGGUGCUCAUCGCUAUCUACACAUACCAGUUUAAGACGGUCUCUUGGCUCUUUCAGCAGAUGAUGGGAAUGUCUGAGGACAGUUUGAGAGACCUAGGGUUGGAGCAGUACGACACCGCCGAGCUGUUUGCCAGUAUCCUGCUGCCCUCGGCCUUCCUCCUGGCCUGCAUCUUCCAACUUCAUUACUUCCAUGAUCAGUUCCUCAGCCUUACUGAUUUGAGGCAGGUCAGCCCCAGCCAAGAUAACAUCAUCUGCAGUAUUAAAGCUGAAGCUAGGAAGCUGAGCAAGAGGUUGAAUGAUAAACACAGUGAAAGCAUUAGGAGCAAGAGUGACGCCUUGGAGAAGCUCAGCUUUGAAGACGAGAAGCCAAGUUUGGAGGUGGAGGAUGAGCCAGAUAUAAAAGCAAAUCUUUGUCCCUGGAGUAUGGUGAUUGACAGGCUGACCACCCUGUUCCUGAAGUUCCUGGAACUGAUGCACCAAGCCCAGGUCUUGGUUUGGAGACUGCUGGAACUCCACAUCAUCAAGAUCGUCUCGUCCUUUAUCAUCUGGAUCACACUGAGAGAGGUCUCAUUGAUGAACUACGUCUUCCUAAUCCUCUGGGUUUUUGCCCUGCCCUAUUCUUCAUUCCGUCCAUUGGCAUCCAGCAUUUCUACUGUAUGGGCCUGUGUCAUGAUUAUCUGUAAGAUGAUGUACCAGCUAAAGGUUGUUAAGUUAUCCAAGUACUCUACGAACUGCACUCUGGUAAGCAUGAUGACAUAAGAAAUAGGAGCAGUAGGCCCUGUGACCCGUCCCCAAGAUCUGGUGUACACAUCCACUCUAUACGCAGGACCCAUUGAUCCCGCAUAUUGGUAUGGAGCGCUGAAGAAGUGUGAGGAUAAUGUCCUGCCUUGUCUGAAGAACCACCUGAUCAUCCUGGGUUUGCUGGCAUUCGAAGUGACUGUCUAUCGCCAUCAACAGUACUACAGGCUCCAGAAUGGGUUAAAGACACCCUUGACAGGGACCCUGCUGGACAAUGUCACCCGGCUACAUUUGGAUGAUGGGUUAUUGAACUGCAUCAAAUACUUUAUCAACUACUUCUUCUACAAGUUUGGGCUGGAGGUCUGCUUCAUGAUGGCCAUCAACCUCAUUGGACAGCGAAUGGACUUGUACUCUGCGAUUCACGCCUUGUACCUGACUGCCAUUGUCUGCCGGCGCCGGAGGAAGGCCAUUGCUGAGAUAUGGCCCAAGUACUGCUGUUUCAUUGCCUGCAUCAUUACAUUUCAGUACUCGCUGUGUCUUGGGAUCCCUCCCUCUUUCUGCAAAGAUUAUCCUUGGAGAUCCAGCCUUGGGCUGAGUUCCAAUCUCAUUAAGUGGUUGUAUCUGCCAGACUUCAUAAGGAGACCCAAUCCUAUGUUCCUCAUCUAUGACUUCAUGUUGCUGUUGUACGCAUCCAACCAGUGGCAGAUGUUUGAAGGUGAGAACAAGGCAGCGGUGCGGCUGAUGGCCGGGGAGAACACAGAGAUCAGCCGCAGUCUGGAUACGGCCACCGUCAGUCAGUACAUCCCCGUCGCCAACUUCCUACACUGCAGGUCUUAUUUAGACAUGUUGAAAGUGGUUGUUUUCAGCUACUUAUUCUGGUUUGUGCUGUGCCUCAUCUUCAUCACUGGGACGAGCAGGAUCAACAUCUUCUGCAUGGGUUACCUGGUGGCCUGUUUCUACUUCCUGUUCUCCGGAGGACAGCUGCUCCUGAAGCCAGUUAGAGUCAUAGUUAGCCACUGGGACUACCUGAUUGGCUACACUAUCCUGGUGAUCGUGACAAAGAACGUGUUCUCCAUUGGCUCCUGUGUCUACUUGAAGAGCUUGCUUGAGGGGAACUGCUGGGUGGUGCAGACAUUUGGAAUGGCAUGUACAAUCAAGGAAUAUGACCUGCCAAAUACAGACAACCUGCGUGAAGCCUGCGAAGUCCCAAGCAAGCAGGCAGGCAUUAUCUGGGAUAGUGUCUGCUUCCUCUUCCUACUAGCCCAGAGGAGGGUCUUUCUGAGUUACUACUUCCUGUAUGUGGUCGCCGAUCUGAAGGCUUCAAAACUGCUGGCAGCAAGAGGAGCUGAACUGUUUGAAGCAAAAGUUAAAAAAGGAGUCACAAUGAGACUGGAGAAAGAAAGGCGAUCCAUGGAGAUGCUGAAGAAACAGAUGGAAAGGAUCAAGGCUAAACAGGAGAAGUAUAAGCUAUCAAAAACAUCAGUGCCAAAAUCUGUCGAUAAUUCGCACACAAAGCCAGAUGGUGAAGAAACAUGUCCAGAUAAUGAAAAAGACAAAGCUGAAAGUGGCCAGAAGAAUUGGUGGCAGCCCUGGGUAACUCAUAACUCAAUGAUACACAGUGGGAGCUACUACCUGUUUGAUACUGACAGUGAGGAUGAGACAAAGGAGGAAAGUGAACUUGCUGAAGAAGAAACUCAGAAAUCAUCAGCGUUCCAGUUUGCUUACGUGGCCUUAGUCAAAGACUCAAAGGCAGCAGUGAAAGAAAGACACAAGGAGCUGAAGCGCGUAAAGAAAGCACAGAGGAAGAAGGAGAGGAUGCGGCAAGAUGUGAGCAGAUUUGAUUCAAGUGAAGAUGAGCUGGAUCCCUUGAGCACGGAGGAAGCAGAUCCUCAGGACCCAGAUCACCUCAUCAGGCGAGGUGUCAACAUCCUGACCUUCACCUGGAUGUUUAUUCAAGCAUUGAUUGAUGGAUUGAUUGAGCUACUUAACACCAUCUCCAAAGAUAACAUUGAUGUCUCCACUGUGCUGAGGAUAGAGAGGUCCAUUUUAAGAAGAGAAUUAAAACAGGGAAAGGUUCCAGAUCAGGACAGCACCUAUCGCUUUUACAAUGCCAAACUGAAAAGCCAAGCAUCCUGCAGCUCUGACGGAGACUGGGCACGGAGUGUGACAAUGGAAGGAGAGAGAGCGACAGUGUCAGGCUUCCAAAAACUGGCCAGUACUAAUUCCAUGCUCUCCAGGAACAGCAGUGUGUCAAGUUGUAACACUGAAGUCACCAUGCUGGGCUCCAGACAGCCCACCAGUGACAAUGUAGACGAGACUGAGGAGCCUACCACUGUGCCCGGCAAUCACAGUAGGUGGAGACUGCAGAAGAUGCCCCACGUUGACAUGUCCUGCUCACUGGACAGUGAGCUUUUGAGUGCACCAGCCCAGUCUGUCUUACUACGUUCACGGCAGGGAACCUCGGAAACCAUAGAGGAAGAGGAAGGUGAAGACAUUGCUGAAGACUUUGUAACUCAAUAUUCUCACAAAUCUGAUGUCCCACCUGGCUACAACACAGUUGUAGGUAACCUCUCUGAGGAGGACUUGUACACAGAACCCGAAGAGCAGAUAUCAAAGACAGACCAAGUAACUCUUACCUACGAAAGCCGUCUUCUAACAGCAAGCGAUUUAAUGCUGAACAAAAUGUUUCAUGAUACUGAACUGGAGGAGUCGGACAAAUUCUACAGUAAUUUGCCUUGCCUUUUGAAGCUUCUGUUUGCCUUGUACAACACCGUGAUGUCCCAGUCAGACAUGUUGUGCUACUUCAUCAUGAUCCUCAACCACAUGGUUUCUGCCUCAUUGCUCACCUUGGUUCUACCCAUCCUUGUCUUCCUCUGGGCGAUGCUUUCCAUGCCAAGGCCCAAGAAACGGUUCUGGAUGUUUGCUAUCCUGUACACUGAGAUUACUGUCGUCGUGAAAUAUUGCUUUCAAUUCGGAUUCUUCCCUUGGACCACCUCUUCCUAUCGAUUGCUUUAUUUCAAUCGACCUUUCUUCUUGCCCAACAUCAUCGGCAUUGAGAAGAAGGAUGGUUAUGUACACUAUGACCUUAUCCAGUUGCUGACUCUGUUCUUGCAUAGGUCAGUCCUCAAGUGUCACGGUCUGUGGGAUUCCCAUGACACACUGAAGGAGCAGAGAGGAAGCAAGGGGCAAAACCUGGGAGAGGCAAAGGAAGAGAACGGCUACACUGAAACUCUGCAAACUGCCAGCUUACAGGACGCGGCGAGGUCAACAGGGAGGAAAGGUGUUUCUUGGCGAUCAUCAGGACGGCUGAACAGGGGAGACAGAACAAAAGCUUCCAAGAGAUCAAAAAAGAAGAAAAGGAAAUCACCAAAGGCAUGCGGUGGGUUAAGAGAAACCAUCAAGGAACAGAUAAGGGAAAAAUGGCGGAGAGUGAAAAGAUACAUCAUCGUCCUAGCUCUUCAGAUCUUCCUGCCUGUGAAGCAGUUCUUCUACAACAUCAUCCAUCCUGAGUAUAAUGCAGUGUGUGAUGUCUACGCACUAAUGUUCCUGAUCGAUGUCAUUAACUUCACCAUCAUUGUAUUUGGAUAUUGGGCAUUUGGAAAACACUCGGCUGCCGCCGACAUCACAGAGUCCAUCUCGGAGGACCACGUGCCCCACGUGUUCCUGGUGAUGGUGCUGGUUCAGUUUGCCAGCAUGGUGGUCGACCGUGCUCUCUACCUCCGCAAGACUGUCCUGGGCAAAGUCGUCUUUCAGGUUGUUCUGGUGCUGGGGAUCCACUUCUGGAUGUUUUUUAUUCUCCCUGGGAUGACUGAGAGGAGGUUUAACCAAAAUCAAGUUGCCCAGCUGUGGUAUUUUGUUAAGUGCAUUUACUUUGGCCUGUCAGCGUAUCAGAUCAAAUGUGGCUACCCAAACCGAGUACUGGGCAACUUCCUGACAAAGAGCUACAACUACUUCAACCUCUUCCUCUUUCAGCUGUUUCGUUUGGUGCCCUUUCUGAUGGAGCUGAGAGCAGUGAUGGACUGGGUUUGGACAGACACCACGCUCAGCAUCUCCAGUUGGAUCUGUGUAGAGGACAUUUAUGCCAACAUUUUCAUCCUGAAAUGCUGGAAUGAGUCUGAGAAGAGGUAUCCUCAGGCAGUCGGCCAGAAGAAGAACAUGUUGGUGAAAUACGGGAUGGGGGGCCUCAUCAUUGCUUUGCUGAUCUGUGUCGUGUGGUUCCCACUGCUCUUCAUGUCACUGGUCAAGUCUGUGGGUGGAGUGACCAGCCAGCCCCUGGACGUCUCCAUCAAGAUCAGCAUCGGUGGAUAUGAGCCUCUGUUCACGAUGAGUGCACAGCAACAGAACCUCAGGCCGCUCUCCACCGCCGCAUAUAACAGCCUCACCAGUCAGUACACCCUCUACCCGUCUGCUAUGCAGUUUUUGGUGAACUACAUGCCCGAAGACAUAAUGGUGGCUCACAUCAAGAGUGACGCCAACUUGUUGUGGAGCAUUAGUCCUGCCAGCCUCAGGGCGAUGAAAGAGGAAAUAAUCAACUCUUCGCAGGUUCGUGUCCACCUGCACUGGACCAUCCUGAGGAACGCUUCUCUCUUGUUGAAUCCCGAAACUUUUGGUAAGCACACUGUGCUCUGCACAGACAAGGAAGUCAGAAAGGAGUUGGUUCAGCUGUUGGAAGGGUUCCGUAAGGAGCCAGUGGUAAUUGAGGGAUUAUUGCCAAAAUACAUUCGAGCAAUGCGUGGGACUGAAGCCAAACCAGCUUUUCGUCUGCGAUUAGGUGAGUAAAGUGUCCAACAUGACCAGGCCAACCUUGCCUUCUACAGGAACAUCUCUCUGCAGUUGGAAGAAGAGCCAGGACAAGGCAACACCUCAAACACCAAGGCCAAGUGGUGGAAUAUCAAGGAGUGGAGCCCCCACUGUGCAAGCUGGGGUUGCAGCAACAUGGAACUCAUCAUUUUCAACGAUAAAGUCAGCCCCUCCAGUCUGGGGUUCCUGGCUGGAUAUGGUAUCAUUGGUCUGUACAUGUCUGUGGUGCUGGUCAUUGGGAAGUUUGUCCGCGAGUUCUUCAAUGGCAUCUCCCGCUCCAUUAUGUUUGAGGAACUGCCGAACCCAGAUCGAAUCUUGAAGCUGUGCACUGAUAUCUUCCUGGUCCGUGAGAUGGGGGAGUUAGAACUGGAAGAACAACUCUUUGCCAAACUCAUCUUCCUUUACCGUUCCCCUGAGACCAUGAUCAAGUGGACACGGGAGAAACAACAGUGACUGACUCAGGUUGAACUGAACUGUUUUUACACACAGAAGAGGACCGAUUACUUCAACAUUACACAGGGGAAGCUUCUGGGUUCCUUCAAACUCUGUUGCAGUGCCACAAAUGAGAGAGAAAAUUUGCAUGUCUGCUAGCUUCUGAAUGCAUUAGCUUGAACCUUUUAAGCCCCAGAACAGUUGUUGUUCUUUAAGUGGGCAUAAAUGAGCCUCAGCAUUACUGGUCAACUCAGUUGCUGCCAAAAAAAAAUUAACUCUUCAACUCGUUCUGCCUCAGCCAUUGUACAGUUUUGUAGCCAGUGCCACCUUAUGCUGCAAGAACACCUCAGAAAUAACAGGAAAAGACAGCUGCAAAUGAGGUUUGGCAUCAACUCCAGCAGUUCACCCUCCCUCACUCCCUCCCCAUCUUUCUUUUCUCUAUCAGUGGCUACAACCAUUUGCUACUGAACAUCCUAACUGCAUAACUACUGAACAUUGGCAUUGUCUGAUUUGUGCUGCAUUGGACCUUCAUUGAUAUACUUUGGCACAUCUGCCUUGCCACCUCUUCAAACUGCAGGCUCAAAAGCAGGCAGCAUCUCUGGAAGAAACUUAUUUGACUUGCAUUGUAAUUUUGAAUAGUACCAUAGCAUGGUGUUGAAUGAAUUUUUACGGUGGAAAGGAAUGGGAUUUACUCCAAAUUUUUUUCUUGUCACAACUGAGUGUGAUUGAAGGAACAGUUGGCACAUCCUGGAAACCUGCAGCAGCUGUACUUGGAUAAGUGGCAGCAAGAGCCCCACAACAGUACCGCCUCUUUCUCCUUUCCAGCAGGAAUGCCCAAUGUCGUUUAUUCUGGAGUGACACCACACAUUAUAGGGGCUGAAGGAUUCAAGGACUGCUGAAGUUCUACAACCUGGCACUUUGAAACUUUGCACCUUGAGCAGAUUUAUGCUUCCCACUGAUGGGGAAAACAGUACUUCUGCUUUGCAAAAGCGGAUGAAAUUUUCAUUAAUGGUGAGUAUUUUGGGAUAUAGGAAAAGGGAAUGUCUACAGAUCAACUAUCAUCUCAUUAAGCUAAAUAACCUUGUCCUGUUUCUAUGCCAUCAGCACACCUUGCA